AGAAAGGCGGGGGCGGCGGCGAGCAGGCUGGCCGGGCCGGUGGUUCGUCAGAGCGUGAGCGCCUGCCUGCCUGGCUAGCGCGGAGGCCGCCGGAGGAGCAGCAGGCAGCCCGAGAGCCCGCCCGCGGCAGCUGCCGCCUCCUCUCCGCACGCCGACGGGCCACCGAGCCUCCCUCCCUCGCUUCGCUUCGCUUCGCUCCGCUCCCGCUCCGCCGCCGCCGGCUCCCGCUCGGGCCGCCGCGUCCCGGGGAUGGCGGUGCUGGCCCUGGCCCUGGAGGGACUCGCCAUCUUCGGGCUCAUCCUCUUCGUCGUGCUCUGGCUCAUGCACUUCAUGUCCAUCAUCUACACACGCCUCCACCUCAAUAAGAAAGCCACAGACAAACAGCCAUAUAGCAAGCUUCCUGGUGUUUCACUUCUAAAGCCGUUAAAAGGUGUGGAUCCUAACCUGAUCAACAACUUAGAAACCUUCUUUGAACUGGAUUAUCCAAAAUAUGAAGUACUACUCUGUGUACAAGAUCAUGAUGAUCCAGCUAUUGAUGUCUGCAAAAAGCUCCUUGGCAAAUACCCGAAUGUUGAUGCUAGACUGUUCAUAGGUGGCAAGAAAGUUGGCAUCAACCCCAAGAUUAACAACUUAAUGCCUGGCUAUGAAGUUGCCAAAUAUGAUCUCAUAUGGAUUUGUGAUAGUGGAAUCAGAGUAACGCCAGACACUCUGACAGAUAUGGCCAAUCAAAUGACUGAAAAAGUAGGCUUGGUCCACGGGCUUCCCUAUGUUGCAGACAGACAGGGGUUUGCUGCUACCCUUGAACAGGUUUAUUUUGGAACUUCACAUCCAAGGUCAUAUAUUUCAGCCAACUUAACUGGCUUUAAGUGUGUAACAGGAAUGUCAUGCUUGAUGAGGAAGGAUGUCUUGGACCAGGCUGGAGGACUGAUAGCUUUUGCACAAUAUAUUGCUGAAGAUUACUUUAUGGCCAAAGCUAUAGCUGACCGGGGCUGGAAAUUUGCGAUGGCCACACAAGUUGCAAUGCAAAACUCUGGUUCAUAUUCUAUUUCUCAGUUUCAGUCCAGAAUGAUCAGGUGGGCCAAACUGCGAAUUAAUAUGUUGCCUGCCACAAUAAUUUGUGAGCCAAUCUCGGAGUGCUUUGUUGCCAGUCUAGUUAUUGGAUGGGCAGCUCAUCAUGUGUUUAGAUGGGAUAUAAUGGUAUUUUUCAUGUGUCACUGCUUGGCAUGGUUUAUAUUUGACUACAUUCAACUAAAAGGUGUUCAGGGUGGUGCUCUGUGUUUUUCAAAACUUGAUUAUGCAGUAGCUUGGUUCAUCAGAGAAUCCAUGACAAUUUAUAUUUUUCUAUCUGCUUUGUGGGACCCCACUAUUAGCUGGAGGACGGGACGCUACAGAUUACGGUGUGGAGGCACUGCAGAAGAAAUUCUUGAUGUAUAGCCACAGCUUUGUAACUGUGAAUGUCAAAAAGAGAAAGGGGGAAGAAAAGUAUUAUAAAUUGUUUAUAGAAAUACUUUCAAGAAGAUCUACCUUCAGUAGUUUUAUUACUUGUAUGUUUUGGUAUCUGUUCUUUAAUUUAUUUUUGCAUGGCACUUGCAUCUGUGAAAAUACAUCUGUAGUCUUGGCCAAAUGGUACCUUGCUCCUAUGUACAAAUAGAAAUGGAGAGAAUUGGUCCUGACAUCUACUUCUUAUAGGAAUGCUCUGCAGUGAACUCUGGAAAAAAAAAAGUAUCCUCCUAUCCUCCUGGAUAUGAACAGCUUCUUACUCCAUGGUGUGCUAGCCUAGCAAAUCCAGGAUUCACAUAGCUAUUUUCCAGCUGGAUUAUACAAGGCUGUACCUACUAAAAUCACAGAAGUACAGCUCAUUUCUGUUCUAUCCCACUAAAUUGAUCUAGUAACACGACCUGGGAAAGAAGCUCUUAAAUGCUUUAUGCCUACCUCUUGCAGUUGCUGCAGAACAAAAUGAAUGGAAAGGUAAAAACGCUUUGCAAAAACAAACUAAAGUAAAGCUGGAGUCUUGUGUUUAUAUGUGUAUAUGAAAUGCUUUAGUCAUUGCAAUGAACCAAAAGUGGACUGAGUUUGACAGAAUGAGUUGGAAGGAAUUACUGGUCAGGCAUGUAUCAUGGGCAUCUUUUGGCCAACGCUGAUCUGGUUCUGUCUUGAACCUUGUUAAGCACUGUGCUGUAACUAGCCAAGCUGGUCCCCUUCAAUAUUUCCAUCCUUUUUUAAGGGGUGUUUGUUUUUUCCUGUGAGUGAAUGCUUUGAUGGGGAGGGCGGGGGGAGAGUGUGUGUGCGGGGGACAUAGUAGGGGGUAGAAGGGAGCAGAAAUACAUUUCAGAAACAUUUCACACAUGAGCUAUUUUCUUACACAAUGUCUUAAGAAUGUAAUUUCAUGAUGCAGGUAUUUAAUAUCUUUUUAUAGUGAACAUACAUACCUAUACUAGUCAUAAUUAAGUAUUCAAUUGCAGUAGAUAUUAUGAAUAUAUUAAAGGGCCGGGUGAGUUUGCUGUUACUGAUUAAAAUUGUAAUCUUAAUUUAAAUAUCAAACUAAGUCUACUCUUGGCUUUUUGCCUUCUACUGUUAGUCUAGCCUUUAAAUUGGACUUUUGUAUUCCAGUGGUAUGACUAAAAGGACUAGAUUAUAAUGCAUGCCGUGUUUUACCUCCCUCUGCUCCCUGUAGCUUGGUUUCCAACCUCAUUGUGAGACUUCCUAAUUUGUGGUGAACUGGACUGUUUUCUUUGAACACUUUUUAAUUAAAAAACCACAGCAAAGCUAGAGAGGGAUGUUGCAUAAGCCUUUUGUUUUCAUAAUUGUAUUUAUGCUGCUUUACUUUUCUUAUGGAAUAGCAUAUUGUCACCAUGAAUGUAAGCUGCUAAUUAAAAGGCUAAUGCCAACAAAGCAGCUUUAAAAGUUGGAUGAUAACGUGUAGCAUAUUAGCAAUAAUGACAUGUAUUUAUAAAAAUUGACAUUUUUACCUUACUGAGCCAAUCCCUUACCUGUCAUAUGCUACACAAGUGUAAUGUGUAUGUAUGUGUCAUAAAACAUACUCUGGGCCAAAAUGUUUCAUCCACCUUAAUAUCUCUUUUGCCUUAUGGUACCAUGGAACUCUUAAUUGGUGUUUCUGUAUGAACAAAGGCUUUUGAUGCAUGCUUCAUUCUUUUCAUGUGAAUCAGGAAGAAGUACUUUUCCUGAGGAAAGUUGCACACUGAAAGCUAGUCUAGUUGUGACCCACGAAAACAUUCUGGUUUUAGUGUAGUUUUUUACAUAGUUGAAGUUUGCUGACAAUGUUUGUAUCUUUGUUUGUUUCAUGAAGUUUGAUGCCAUUCAUUGCACUGCUAAAGUGAAGCUUAGCUUGCAACUUAGCUUUAUGCUGAUUUCUAUGCAGGCAAUGGAACAGAACCAAAAAUAAAAGGCUGAACAGACUUUAUUUUUAAAAAAAUUAGGUGGGGAUAAUUGUUUAACAGGUGCUUUUGUAUUAGUAGAGCCAUCUUUGGUCAUGAAAAAUAAAGCUUCAUUUAAGCAAACAGUUUCAUUUGGGAUUGUUCAGUUGAUUAUGAAAUGGAAACCAACACUGUCAAAUCUUGUAGAAGAUGCUGCAACAGAACUUCUAAAAGUUAAAAAUGGGUAAUGUAAAGUUGUGUUGAUCUACAGAUGUGUAGAAUAUACCAUGUUUAUUUAAAAUUGUCUUGUUUUUUCUCUUAUUUAAAAAUAAAUUUUGAAUACAA
Messenger RNA from Aquila chrysaetos chrysaetos, 3719 nucleotides. RefSeq names its product UDP-glucose ceramide glucosyltransferase (gene UGCG). Gene Ontology annotation, biological process: glucosylceramide biosynthetic process. The record is from RefSeq and is a predicted model, not a curated record. Gene Ontology annotation, molecular function: ceramide glucosyltransferase activity. Bases 250 to 1434 code for a protein of 394 amino acids. The transcript is spliced from 9 exons. Lineage: Eukaryota; Metazoa; Chordata; Aves; Accipitriformes; Accipitridae. Gene Ontology annotation, cellular component: membrane.